This is a messenger RNA of Cinara cedri, 4796 nucleotides long. The record is from the annotation of a GenBank genome assembly. Lineage: Eukaryota; Metazoa; Arthropoda; Insecta; Hemiptera; Aphididae.
AUGGCUGAGCAAGUUGUAUCUACUGAACAAAUUGCUGAACAAUUUGAAUCUACUGAACAAAUGGCUGAGCAAGCUGUAUCUACUGAACAAAUGGCUGAACAAUUUGAAUCUACUGAACAAAUGGUUGAACAAGGUGUAUCUACAAUAGUAAUAAAUAACCAAAAAGAUAUUAAAAUAGCAUGGAAAUAUCCAAGUGACAUAUUUCAACGACUUUUAGCUUUGUUUUUCAUGUUCUUGAUUGGAUUUGGUAAAUAUUAUUAACUGUGUUUAGUACCUUUGGGUAUAUUUGUCAAUAUUUAAUAAUAUUUUUAUUGUUUAGGUUCAUAUUUUUGUUUUGAUAUUCCUAGUGCUUUACAAGAAAAUUUAAUACAAGAUUUGAAUUUAUCUACUACCCAAUUUCUUUAUCUGAAUUCCUGGUAUUCUUGGCUUAAUGUUAUUAUGUGUACCAUUGGUGGAUUAUUAAUUGACAGGUUUUCCAUUUGAAUAUAUAUUUAUAAUUUUUUUCUUCUGUGUAUAUAUAUGCUUAAAAUAGUUACUAUACCUAAUUUUUAAUUUUCAGUGUUUCCAGAACACAUAUAAGUACUAUAAAAUGUGCAGUCUUGGUGGCUUUAGGCCAAAUCAUAUUUGCUUUUGGAGCAUUUGUGAACAUCUUCUGGGUUAUGUUACUUGGUCGAUUUAUAUUUAGGUAAUUUUGUAUUUAGUAUUUAUUCCAAUUUUUCCUGGUACGAUGAGAAUAAUAACAAGAACUAUUUAAAGUUUAUUGAAAUACUUACAAUAUAUAUUUUAAAAAUGGAUUGAUUUACUUUGUAGUUAUUUAAUGUAUAAUAAAAUUAUGUUUCAAGAAAAAAAAAAAAAUGUGAAGAAAUAACCUAAAAACUUAACAAACUAUUAAAAUACUAACUAAAAUUGAUAGGUAAUUUAUAAUAAAAAUAUCAUUGAAAAAAGUAAAACAAAAAAAUCAAUCAAUCAUAUAAAUCAUCAUCCAUGUUAUGCAAAUGGUAAUUAAAAUGUCUCAUUUAAAAUACAUAUCUGAAAAAAACUUAGGCAUUUUCCCAUAAUCAAUUUUUUAAUUUUUUUUUUACUCGAAGUAAUUUUAUGUUUUAAAACAAAAUUCAAUCAUAUUUUUAAAGGAAAAAAUAUUGAGUAACUUAACGAACAAGAACUUAAUGUUUUAUAAAGUACUCAAAAAAUAAUCUAAAACUCAAUUACUUAAUUAACAGUUAUACACUAAAUACAAUAAACACUUAUAUAAAUGAAAAUAACUUAAUUCUUGUUAUUAUUUAUUUUGAUUACAUGCAAUUAAUGUCUAAUUAAAUAAUUUAUUAUUUAUAUUAAUGAUUAAUAUGAUUAUUAUUGUUAUAAAGUACAGUUUUAACAAUUUAGUUUCAUUGAAAAUUUAUCAAAUAAUUAAUUUAUAAUUUCAAUAAAAACUUUUAAUUUAUAUUAAAUUAUUUGUUAAAAAUUAUGAAUUUGUACAUUUUAAAAUAUUUAACACAUUUUAUUUAAUUGAAAAUAUCUUAAUGACAAUUUAGGUGCUUGCACAAUUAUAUGUAGAAUACUUUUGAAAUUAAACUAGUUAUUAAAUUAUUCCAUUUUUAUCAUUAUUACACAGAAUUGGAGGUGAAUGGCUGGCUAUUGCCCAAAAUAACUAUGCUGUUUUAUGGUUCAAAGGAAAAGAACUUAAUAUGGUGUUUGGAUUUCAAUUAAGUUUUGCCAGAUUUGGUUCAACAGUAAAUUUCAUUGUCAUGAAACCAUUGUAUGGAUAUGUGAAAAAUCGUAUAUCAUAUCAUUGUCCAAACUAUGAAAGUUUAUCAAUUGUUUUGUUACUUGGUAUUUAUUAAAAUUAGAAAUAUUAUUUUUAUAAAAUAUUUGUAUUUAUUAUUAUUACUUUUUUAUAAUUUAGCGAGUUUGACUUGUGUUUUAUCACUGUUAAGUGCUUUACUACUUGCUUGGCAAGAUAAAAGAGCUGAAAAAUUACUUCACUUCAGGGUACUUGAUGCUACAGAAGUUGUGCAAAUAAAAGAUACUAAAAACUUACCAAAGAUCUUUUGGCUUGUUAUGUUAAUCAUUGUUUGUUAUUAUUCAACUAUAUUUCCAUUGGUAGUAUUAGGAGAGUAAGUUAAUUUUAUUAUAUUAACUAACAUUAUUCAAUAAUAAUAUAGUUUUUAAAUUAUAUUUAAUUUUUACAAAAAAAAAAAAAACAACACAUGAUGUACAAAUAGUUUGUUUUCCCUAAUAUCAAAUAUGCCUUCAGCAGACCCAAUUUAGUGCUAUUACUUUUGAUAUUAGAAAGCAUUGACCUAUUAUCAAAAUCCAAGAACUAUAUUUGUAUUUGUACAUUAGUUUUUUUUUCUUCCAAUAAUUACAUUUUUAGGCAAGAUAUAAUCAUUAUUGAAUUGUGAUAUUUCACUCUCAUAUCUAUUUAAAAAUUUAAAUGACAAAAAACUCUAUAGACACAGAUGGUGUUCUUUCAUUUAAAUUUGAUAAUAGGUUAAUUCAAAAAAUUAUUGAUAAAUUAUUAAAAAAAAAGUACAUUAAAUUGUACAUAGUUAUUAUUUAUAUUCUGUGUUAAGAAGAAUGUAUUGGUUUUACAAUUUUUUUUAAAUUUUUUUUAUGUGAACACUUUUUCUACCAAAAGCAUUUUUUGAAAGAAAAUGUUUUCUGGAUGGGACUUUAGAUAGGCCAUUUUUUGAAAUUAUCAUUAAUAUUUGAGCUAAUGAGAACAACCUGGUUCUUUAGGUUUAAAAAGAUUGAAAGAUUAUCAAUAAGAUUGUCAUUGGCAACUAUUUUUAUUUAUUUUUUUGUUAUUAUUUUAAAAAAUCUUUUUUAAACAAUUAUUGUUGUCUUGGAAAUGCACAUUGUUGUAAUCAUUUCACACUAAUAUGAUAUAUUAUUGACAAUACAACACUAUCAACUGAACUCUGCUUAGAAUCGUUUUUUAGUAAGCAAUGGUUUAUUGUUGCUUACAGAUAUACAUUAAAUUCCCAUCGGUAUCCAGUCUUCUCAACUUCCAACCUACAACAGUGGCUGCACCCAUGCAGGACAUAUGUCUAUACUUUUUAUUUAUACAAACAAAAUAUGUUAGGAGAUUACUAUUUUAUUCUAUCCUUAUAACUUAUUCAUAUAUGGUAUAUAUAGAGUUCAAAAAACUAUUCAUUUUUAUUUGUUCAAAAUGUAUAUAGUUAUUAAUUUUAUGUAAGCUUUUUUGUAUGAUAUUAUGAACUUCAUGCAAACAUACAAUUUUACAUAUUAUGCACAUUUUUUUUUUCAUACAUGAUAUUUUUAUUGUGCCUAUUAUUUAUAUUUUUCAGGGUGUUUUUUGAAAGAAAGUACAAUUUUUCACUAGAUGAAGCUAAAUUUACAACCAGAAUUGUUUACACUAUAUCAGCUUUAUGUGCACCAUUUUUUGGUUUGGUAAUUGAUAAGACUGGGAGAAAUUUAUUCUGGGUAUUUUUAUCAAUUUUUGGUACAUUAGUUUCACACAUGGUCUUGACAUUUACAUUUGUCAACCCCUAUAUUGCUAUGGUAAUUAGAGUUAAUCUAUAUUUACAGUACUUGUAAACAAGUAUAAAAUAAGUAUCUAUAAUAAUAAUUUAAAUUAUAUUAAUUUUUUUUUUAGUUUAUAAUGGGCCUUUCUUAUUCAAUAUUAGCAAGUGCAUUAUGGUCUCUUAUUGCAUUGAUUAUCCCUGAGCAUCAAAUGGGAACUGCAUAUGGCAUGCAAGUGAUUUAUAUAUUUUAUUUCUAGCUGGUUUAUAUUUUGAAAUUUAUAAACUGAGAAUCAGAGCUAAAAUGAAUUAAAAAUGGGUGUAUAUAAUGAGAGAUCUCAACAUGUUAAAAUUAUAAUGCAAAUUAAAUUUAUGUAUUGUCAGCAGUAAUUUAAUUAUUAUUAAAAUAUUUUAUAAUAAUUAUAAAUUUACAGUUUUAAAUAUAGUAUGUAUAAAUUAAUUAAUUACACUAUUAUACAGCAUUUUAUUUAAUAUGUGUAUAGUUAAAUACUUGAAAUAUUGUUUUAUUUUUGCAUUAUAUAGAACUCAAUCUGCUAAAAAUUUUGGUCUUGCUGUUGUUGCUUUAAUGACUGGUAUAAUUGUGGAAACAAAUGACUACUAUAUGAUGGGAUUAUGUUUCUGUCUAUUAAUAUCAGGUAAAUUUUAUAUUACUUUACAAAUAGGAGUUCUGAAAUAGUGUUAUUAAACUCGAUUUAAGGAUUAUGUACAUUAAUUGAAAAAAUUUGGCUAAGUUAAAUUUAUUUGAAAAUUUAAUGAAUUCUGAGUUAUUAUUUAGCUUGUAACUAUAAUCAAUUGAUGCAUUUAAAAAAUACCCAUCAUGAAAAGUAUUAUUUCAAUAUUUAAGUUACUCUAAAAAUUAACCUGAAAUAUACAAUUUUGAUUAAAUGAAGUAUAUUUUUCUUUUUACCAUAUACUAUAGGAAUAAUAUAAUAUAUAGUGUUAUAUUUUUUUUUAUUCUAAUUUAUUAUUAAUGUUGAAAUUUUAAAUAAAUAAGUAUAUCUUUUUAAUUUUAAAUAAAAUGUUUAAAAAAAAACUGAUUUUAGUUUCUUUGCUACUGACUGCUAUAUUGUGUAGCUUGGACUUUAAAAACAAUGGGAUUUUGAAUAUGAGUAUUAAUCAGAUCCUGCUAAAAUCAAAAAAGUAAGUGUUUAUUUAUUUAUCUAUCCAUGGUAAUUUGUGUUACUUUUUUUGUAUUGUAAUUAAACUUUAAAUUGUUUUUAUUGUUUUAGGACUCCUCCUCCAGAAAAACAAACUCUUUUACAAGAUAAUGACAAAUGUAAGGAAGACUAA